Molecule: messenger RNA, 669 nt
Organism: Phytophthora sojae
Lineage: Eukaryota; Oomycota; Peronosporomycetes; Peronosporales; Peronosporaceae
Exons: 1
Source: RefSeq, a predicted model, not a curated record
ACAGAUGAUCCAAACAUCAUGCAGCCUGGGGAAGUCGUUGACGACUACACAGUAUUGGAUUCAGAUGAGGAGAAUGGAACAACCUCUGUGUUCGGCGAUGACGAAGAAUUGGCGCUCACGGAACCGGCUGCGGAGGUGUCAGCUUCGGCCUCGGAUCUCCAUUUCAAUCCCUCACUGCUCGAAACCGCGGGAGGGUUGUCAAAGAUUGCCCACGGCAGCGUGCCCAAGGACGUUCUGGUGGAUAUGAAGUUCAAUGGAUGGACGGAACCGACGUAUGUGACUCCCUACCCGUACAUGCACCAGCCGUACAACGCGCGACCGGACGGCUGGAUUAAAGAAGCCUACCCAAACAUCUAUGAAGGAGAACACGGACCUACAGCCGAUGCAAUUGCUGCGGCGUUGACACCGUCGGGAGCUUUCUUUCGCUUUGUACCGCCGCACUUGUGGGAAGCUAUUGCUGGAGCAAGUGAUGACUACUUCAAGGACAACCUGGACCUGCGAGCAGCUGCCCAGUACGCCAAGCAGCAAAAAGGAAAGGAGAAACACCCUGAUUUUCAAGUUCAGACGCCGCAACAAAUAAAGGAGUUUGUGCAAACUACAAAGGAUAUCUCGGGCAGAGAAUUGUGUGUCUUUAUUGGUUUGCUGAUCACCAGCACCAUCGCGCCGUAG